Messenger RNA from Triticum aestivum (bread wheat), 1631 nucleotides. RefSeq lists its product as uncharacterized. The record is from RefSeq and is a predicted model, not a curated record. The coding region runs from base 124 to 495 and encodes 123 amino acids. Gene Ontology annotation, molecular function: double-stranded DNA binding. NCBI's taxonomy places the organism in Eukaryota, Viridiplantae, Streptophyta, Magnoliopsida, Poales, Poaceae. Gene Ontology annotation, biological process: regulation of DNA-templated transcription. The transcript is spliced from 2 exons.
UUCUCGGAGGAGUGAUAAGGCUCAAAGGCCCACUUCUUGGAGCGCAUCGAGGAGUGACAAAGGCCAAAACUUUCUCACCGGCGGCGCUCGUUCCCCAAUCCCCUCGCCGCCGGCGCCUUCGCCAUGCUCCGCCUCCGGAGCUGCGUCGUCGCGCACCUGCUCCCCUCUCCCAUCACCUCUCACGGCUACGCUCUCCGCCGACUCCUCUCCGCCACCACCGCCGUUUCCCCACCCACCGGAUUCGCCGUCGAGGAGUACCUGGUCGGCACCUGCGGCCUCACCCGAGCACAAGCGCUCAAGGCCUCUGCAAAGCUCUCCCACCUCAAGUCCCCCGCCAAGCCCGACGCCGUCCUCGCCUUCCUCGCCGGCCUCGGCCUCUCCAGCGCCGACGUCGCCGCCCUCGUCGCGCGGGAUCCCAAGUUCCUCUGCGCCGGCGUGGAGGCGACCCUGUCCCCCAUCGUCGUCGAGCUCACGGGCCUCGGGCUGUCGUCCUGAGAUCGCGCGACUCGUCCCGCUCAGUGCCAAGCAGUUCCGCUGCAAGUCCGUCGUAUCCAAGCCUCGAGAAGGUGGUCAAGCGGAACUUGAAGUUGCUGCAGGAGUGCACGCUAGGUGCUUGCGAUGUUGGCAAGCUGGCCAUCUUUAUGCCAAGGAUGCUCACCGCCAACGUGCAACAAAUCCGGGCGAUGGUUGCCUCUGCUGAGGCUUUAGGCGUGCCUCCUGGCUCUGCGAUGUUCAGGCAAGCUCUGCGGUCUGUUGCGUUAGUUAGUGAGGAGAAGAUGGCCACCAAAGUGGAUCACUUAAAGAAGGCAACAAGGUGGUCGGAUGCCGAUGUCGCCAUUGCUGUGUCCAAGUGGCCGAUUCUGCUGAGGUGGUCCAAGGAAACGCUGCAGCGCAAGUCCGACUUCCUCAUCGCGGAGGUGGGAUUGGAACCGGCGUACAUUGCUCGUCGGCCAGCGAUGCUUAGUUUUAGCCUGGAGGGCCGGCUCAGGCCCCGGUACUAUGUUAUGAGGUUUCUCAAGGAAAAUGGAUUGCUAGAUCAUGACAGAGACUACUACACUAUGGUCUUGUUUGGCGAGAAGGUGUUUGUGGAGAAAUUCAUAUGCCCUCACAAGGAAGCUGCGCCGCACCUCCCUGAAGACUAUGCUGCUGCUCGCAGAGGGGAAAUGCCGACUAAUUUCAGAUUUGUAUGAGCUAAUUUCGCGGAGGAGAACUUUAGCCUGGAGGUCCGGCUCAGACCCUGCUACUAUCUUUUCAAGUUUCUUAAGGAAAACGGAUUGCUCAAAGGUGACCCGAGCUGUUAUACAAUCGCCAAGUUCACUGAGAAGGCAUUCGUGGAGAUGUGCAUAUGUCCUCACAAGGAAGCUGCACCGCGCCUUGCUGAAGACUAUGUGGCUUCUUGCCGAGGAGAAGUGCCAACUAAUUUCAGAAUUACAUGAACCAAGAGCAUGCUAUGAAAAUUGGUAACUGUAUACGGUGCGACGAAUUCCUAUUUCUGUGUACUUUGCCUAGCUGGAUGUUGGUUCUACACUUUUAGAUGCUGGUAUGGCCGUUGUUAACGCUGGGUUUAAGUGAUGAUUUGAAUCCUGAUAUCUUAAUGGAUCAUUUAGUAGAGGAAAAAUCAUGGCUUGUUA